AUUAUUUUAGGUGUGGUAGAAGGAGAGAAACUUUGGGAUCGAAAAAUAGAGAAUUUAAAAACGCCAAUAGCAUGAGUUAGCCGUUGUGCUUCUACUUGCUAAAAAGCUCAGUAAACCAGAAAUCAACACCGACAGACCCUAGACCUACCAAAAAUCUCUCACUUAAACGAUGAAUGAUGAUUUUGGGGUUUUUUCUGAUCCAGAUGAUUCUGCUGUAGAGGACCUGAUAUCUCAAAUACAAGAUCUCUCUGUUCUGGAACAAGUGGCCGCCAUCAACUGCUCCGGCUUCACUGACUCAGUCCUGCCCGAAGAUUUAGAGUCACGAUUCCGCAGACUCAAAUCCUUUCUUGUCACUAAACAAAACCCUAAAUCCUCAAUUGAUCACUCUCUCUCUCAUUCAAAGAGUGAGUUAGGAAACCCACUGAACGCAGAUGGGAAAAUCGGGUCUCAACGUUUGUCUGAUGAGGAAGCUGGAAUUUUCUCGUAUUCCAAACAGCAGAGAGGUAAGGACGUAGAAAAGUCUUCAAUAGAAAAUGAUGUUUUCUUGUGUUCGAAUGCAAAUCUAGAUCAGGAAAAGCCUUCUAAACAGAAACCCAAACACGGGUCUGCUUCAUCUACCUCGGAUUCUUCAAACUCCUGGACUCCAACUGCAAUUUUCUCGCCAUCCGAACAGAGCCCAAAAGUGAAAAAGAAUUCAAGAUCGGAAUUGAAGUCUGGGUCGGUGCCUUCUCGAUUGGGUUCGUUGGAUUCACCUUCUUCGCCGCGAAGCACGGGGUGCUUUUGGUGCUCCCCGAAAAAAGCUUCCAUGAAAAAGAGCAACGAGAAUAGGGUGCUGGGUAGUGGUUUUGAUUGGGACCUGAAUGAUGACUUUUUACCAGAUAUUAGUGUUUUUUCGGUGAAGGAGCAGCAAAAGAUGCUAAAGAAGGCAAUGAAAGAGCAAGAAAAAAUUAGCAAAGAGGCAGCAAAGAUUGUUAAAUGUGCUAAGCAGUCGUCGUCAAGAAUGAAUAGCUAUGGAAUCGAAGAUGAACUGAGUGAUGAGGAGCGUACAAAAUGAGUAUCGCCACAGCAAUUAUAGUAAAUUGGUAAAUAGGGAGCAUGUUUUUUGCAGUUUAACAUAUAUGUCACAUGAGCUUAUAUAAUGUGUCUCCGUUUUGGGUUUGAAUUUUAUAAGGAUUAUGCUAUGUUGAGAUAUAGAUGGUUUGCUUUGUUAGUUUCCAGUUCAUUGAAGCCAAUAAAGUUGCUAUCUGUUUUCUCUGCA
This is a messenger RNA of Carica papaya (papaya), 1258 nucleotides long. RefSeq lists its product as uncharacterized. Lineage: Eukaryota; Viridiplantae; Streptophyta; Magnoliopsida; Brassicales; Caricaceae. The record is from RefSeq and is a predicted model, not a curated record.